AGUCUCCUGACGGUGAUGCUGGGAGGUGUAGGAUGUGAUGCUAAGGCAGAUGGAAGAUUUAUAGUCUACGGUUUCUCUCGGAGAGUCCGGACCACCUGUCACUUCUCUCCGCUCUGAGGACAAACUAACACAAAGAGGAGAAAAGAGGCAGAGACGCGCGUAAAUUCUCUGUGCGUCUUCGCCGCGCCAUGUCUCACCCACUCCUCUGACCGCCAACUGCCUCUUCCUUCUUGGAUGAACUUUCUCGCCGCCUGCGGGGACGCGGCUGCUCGCACUGAGAUCAUGAAGACGACGCGGAAAUGUCGCGCGUUGCUGUCGGUGGGUCUGAACCUGGUGGCCCUGUUCUUCUCCACCACCGCCUUUAUCACCACGUACUGGUGCGAGGGCACCCAGCGCGUCCCCAAGCCCAACUGCAGCAAGCAGCGGCGCCACAAUUGCAUCGACUACGGCGUGAACGAGACGGACCAGAACAAGGUGCACUACAGCUGGGAGACCGGGGACGACCGCUUCCUCUUCCGCCGCUUCCACACCGGCAUCUGGUACUCCUGCGAGGAGAACAUCCACGAAGCAGGUGAGAAGUGUCGGAGCUUCAUUGAUCUGGCCCCAGCGUCGGAGAGAGGUGUGUUGUGGUUGUCAGUGGUGUCGGAGGUGCUCUACAUCCUGCUGCUGGUGGUCGGCUUCAGUCUGAUGUGUCUCGAGCUUUUCCACUCCAGCAACGUCAUCGAUGGACUCAAACUCAACGCCUUUGCCGCCGUCUUUACCGUGCUGUCCGGUCUUCUGGGUAUGGUGGCCCACAUGAUGUACACUCAGGUGUUCCAGAUCACAGUCAGUCUGGGUCCUGAAGACUGGAGGCCUCACAGCUGGGACUACGGCUGGUCCUUCUGCAUGGCCUGGGGUUCCUUCACUUGCUGCAUGGCUGCCUCCGUCACCACCCUCAACUCCUACACCAAGACGGUGAUCGAGUUCAGACACAAACGCAAGCUGUUUGAGCAGGGCCUGCGCGAGGAGCAGAACUACCUGGACCAGGAAGCUUUCCACUACUUCCGGGACCGAUCCCUCCAGUCUAUCUCCAGCACCGUUGAGGUCUACCCUGGCCACGGUGGGACCAGAGCUGGGCUCGUCGUAGGGGGCCCGGGUCCAGGUCCAGGACCAGGGCCAGGUCCCGGUCCUGGACGAGGCAAGAUGAGAGCUACGUCAGCCUCUAUAGACCUGGGGGAGAACACAGACUCACUGGGGGAGGAGCAGUGCUGAGCCAUCGAUGGGAAAGUGAGGGUUAUGUGGGAUAAUGGGGCAAACUGCUACUUUAGGUCUGAACUGGCCACAGGUUCUGCCACUGAACACAAAAGCACAGCAGCCCUUGUUUUCUGUUUGAAGAAGAAUAGUAACUUGACGAGAAGAGAUGGAGGCAGUGAAAUCUAUUAACAUGUUAAAUGAAAAUCAAUAUAAAGUGUGAAAAACAGACUGUAAGAUCUUUGACUUCGUGGAUUAAGAUUUUUUGUGGAAAGCAGGUGUUCUCCAGGAUAUUUAAGGUGCUAUGUGUAGUAUUUAACAUCUGUAUUAAUUUUGAUAUAUUAAUAAGCCACUAUGGCCUAAAAUGGCAAUUACGAAAUAAUGGUGUAUACUGAAGAGUAGCGUAACAGUAGCACAACUAGAGUACCGUUAUAAUGUCAGUGUCACAGGAAUAUCUAUAAACGUUGCUAACAUUAGCUACUAUCAGCUACAAGUCAUAAUAGACUAAGUGAUGCUGUCACAGCAAAACAGCUGAGGGUACUGAGCUGAGCUGACAACAGAAGGAAUAUGUUAUAUUUAUUUCUUAGAUAUAUUUUAGACUGUGAAGAUUACAACUACAAAGAAUGAUGACAUUUAAAGAAAGCAUUGGUGGAUAUCUUGAAUAAGAGAGAUACCAACAAUUGCCAAGAAGUGUUCUGCAUGCAGGGAAACUUAAUGGGAGCUGCCGUUUAAUUGCUGAGAAAUUAAUUAUUUAACUUUGUUAAAAUCACAAAGGAGAUACGAAUAUGGGUAGUAAACCACAGGAAUGUGUCACUUUUUCUUAAAAAUCUUUGAGAGGUAAGGAGGUAGCCCAAAGUUUUCUUUUUCAAACAGCAUCUUGUGGCAUUAGAAGAACUGUGCUUAGAGGUAUUUUAUUGUGGGUUUACAGUCUUUAUCUAUUAUUGUCUCUCAUCCUUCCUCUGGUUCUUCAGAACAAACACAGAAUGAUUUAGAGGUGGGGAAACAGGGAACCGUCUGACAAACACAAAAUACUACACAUAGCCCUUUUAAACCGGCUGUGUCCGGGCCAUGCCCCAUUUAUGACGCUGAAUGUGAAAACUAGUCUUGAGAGUUAUUAUUAAAACUACAUGUCUGCUCAUUUUUCAGCUGCUUGUUCAUGACGGUGAAAACUGGAGUGCAAUGAAAAAAUGUUUGAAUGACAACGUGCUUCUUCAGUUCUCAGCUUUGUGAUGGUUUUCAUUUUUCAAUUUAGUUUCAGGAUGAGCCCUAACAAGAGCCAAAGCCUGGUUAUCUCCUAAAGGCAUGAAGAUCUGAUUCGGAUGUUAUUAGUCCAUCAAAUGACAAACAACCCCAAAGAUAUGGGUUAGAAGGGGCAUGCGACACCUAUUAUGGGGUUCUUUGGGGUCCUAUGGGUUCAAAGGCUGUUAUUAGGCCACUGAAUUGCUGUUUGCAUACAUGAAAUUGUGAAGUGUUUGCACUUUUGUUAGGUUUUACUUUCAAUUUUCACUACAUGGUUAGGUUUAGAAAAAGAUAUCCUGGUACGCCAGUUUAAAAAAACCAAAACAUCCCUGUUUAAUUGUUUGUUUGACCCAUCCACCACCUGCCCCUCCUUCCACCACAAACUUCCUUGCUUUUUAUCCUAUGUUGCUUGACUUCCUUCUUUGCUCCUGUUGUAAUUAUUAUUGCCACGACAGGUUGGCGCCUAACAGUAAACAUAAACAGCCAUUUAAUGGCCUGGUAAUGACCUUUUAAACCUCAUAGUAGUUGUGCCACGCCCCUUUUGACCUAUAUCUAUGUAUGAAGCUUAUAACCACUGAUAAUGCCUAUUUAAUGGCCUGACAACAGCCAAACCAGCUGUUGCUGUCUGUUCUCUAUAUAGUGCACUUUAUGAGUGAAAGUGUGAUAUUUGCUUUUAGCCAUUUGAUAACUAUAAAACAAUUUUAUGAUUCCUUCAGCACAAGUUCAAUACAAUUGCAGUUGGAAUCCAUUAAAAAUGAAAAAAAAAAAGUCAGCAUUGUGGUUAUGGGACUAUUUCAGUCACACUACUUACUGUAACAAUUACAACACAUUGGGGGUCAGGCAAGAAUCACAUACAAACAGAUUCACUCUAAAGUUGCCCUGUGGAGUCUUGCUCUAAACAAACACAUUUGUGAUAUAUUCAGUGUGUGUGGUGAUUGCAUAAAACAAUUGGUGUCACUACCCCAUUAGUGUUCAAAACCUUGACAGGGUACCUUUAAAUGACAAGUACAAGUGAUUUAAGAGACCCAUCCCUGCAUUUACAUUUUUCUCUUGGCCACGAGCAAAAUUUAAUAAGGGUCCCGGUCUGUGGUAUAAGUCGUGAACUUUUUAAAAAAAUAUUUAAUUGGCAUGACAACUUGCAGUUCAAUAGUUGUCAGAAAGGUUCUCACACUCCAACGGCCUCCUAAAGCUCUUUCUGCUGGUCGCUGUCCAGGUUCCUUACUUCAACAGUCCCACCUUUCAUUUUAGUCGAUGAGCGCUUCCUACUAAAGAGGAAAUGGUUUGAAUACAACUACUGUCACUGCUAAAUUUGUCCUAAUUUUGUCUGCUGACUUCCAACAGUGGGACCUGAAGCUCUGCGGCGUGAAGUUCUCCUUUUUACUCUUCAGUGACAUUUUUUGUUAAUUAAACUUUCCCACAAA
Messenger RNA from Epinephelus moara (kelp grouper), 3890 nucleotides. RefSeq names its product gsg1-like (gene gsg1l). NCBI's taxonomy places the organism in Eukaryota, Metazoa, Chordata, Actinopteri, Perciformes, Serranidae. Bases 235 to 1251 code for a protein of 338 amino acids. The transcript is spliced from 5 exons. The record is from RefSeq and is a predicted model, not a curated record. Gene Ontology annotation, cellular component: plasma membrane.